GUGUUACUGCAUGACAUCAAUCCCGAAUAACAAGCGAAGAAGAAGAGGGAAACCCAUAAUGGAGGAGGAACUCAACAACAAAUCCGAAAAACAAGCCUAAUAAACACAUGAACUGACAAGGAAAUCAUCCAGAUUUACUCCGGAAUAGAAGGAAAAACAUGGCUUUUGUCACCGCUAACUGGAAUCCUCUUGGAGAGAAUUUUUACAGGAAGACUGAGCUGUAUGAGAUGGGCUGGAAUCUGAAGGAUGGUCUCAGAGAUUGUUUAAUAGCUGCAGCUCCAUAUGGUGGGCCAAUCGCUCUGCUGAGGGAGCCUCAGCGCCGCUCUCCCAGCGCCCGACCCCAGCUAGAGAUCUAUUCUGCUUCUGGAGGGACUCUCGCCAGCUUUCCGUGGAAGAGUGGUGUGGUGAAACAGCUGGGCUGGACGGUGUGUGAUGAUCUCCUGUGCAUUCAGGAAGACGGCACUGUUCUCGUCUACGACCUCUUUGGCAGUUUCAAGAGACACUUCAGCAUGGGCAACGAGGUGGGACAGAGCCAGGUUGUGGAGGCCAAGGUCUUCCAUUCGCCAUAUGGAACCGGAGUUGCCAUAGUAACAGGAGCAUCCCGGUUUACUCUGGCAACGAACAUUGAUGAUCUGAAGCUGAGGAGGUUACCUGAGGUACCAGGUCUCCAGGGGGUGCCAUCUUGCUGGGCAGUGCUUACCCAGGACAGACAGAGUAAAGUGCUGGUUGCAAACGGUGCUGAUCUUUUUAUCCUGGACUACGGCACCUGCACUGCAGUGAGCCCUCCAGGCCUCUCUCCUCAGGCCACCAGUAUAAUACACAUGUGUGUGUCAUUCAGCUACAAGUAUCUGGCGUUGUUUACUGACUCGGGCCAUGUGUGGAUGGGCACCAGCAACCUGAGGGAGAAACUCAGUGAAGUAGAGACCAAAGUCAGAAAUCCACCCAGACAGAUGGCAUGGUGUCGCAGACCUAAAAGUCAGCAGCCCUCAGUGGUGAUCAUGUGGGAUCGGUACCUGCUGGUAGUAGGAGUGUGUAAAGACACCAUCCCAUACCACCUCGAGGACGACUCAGUCCUGGUCCCAGAGCUGGACAGUGUUCGAAUUAUCAACGCCACAAAUCAUGAACUGUUGCAGGAGGUGCCAGCUGCCUGUGAGGAAAUCUUUAAGAUCGCCUCCAUGGCUCCUGGAGCACUGCUGCUGGAGGCUCACAAAGAAUACGAGAAAGAGAGCCAGAAGGCGGAUGAGUAUCUGAGGGAGAUUAAGGAGCGGAAUCUGUUGGGGGAGGCGGUGAAGCAGUGUGUGGAGGCAGCAGGACACGAGCAUGAGGCAGAGACACAGAAAACACUCCUGAGGGCGGCCUCCUUCGGAAAAUGUUUUCUCAGUAAUUUUCCUCCCGAGCCGUUUGUCAGCAUGUGUCGAGACCUGCGAGUGUUAAACGCAGUGAGAGAUUACACUGUGGGAAUCCCUCUCACACACACUCAGUUCAAACAGAUGACUGUUCAAGUGCUCACAGACCGACUAGUAUAUCGCAGGUUGUAUCCUCUGGCCAUCGAGAUCUGUCGCUAUCUGAAAACUCCUGAGUAUCAGGGUGUGAGUCGAGUGCUCAAACACUGGGCCUGCUGCAAGGUGCAGCAGAAAGAGGAGGCUGAUGAGGUCAUUGCAAGGACCAUCAGUUUAAAGCUGGGUGAUGCUGCUGGAAUCUCCUACUCUGAGAUCGCAAAUAAAGCCUACGAAUGUGGACGCACUGAACUCGCUAUAAAGCUGCUGGAGUUCGAGCCUCGCUCUGGUGAGCAGGUUCCUCUGCUGCUGAGGAUGAAGAGGAGCCAGUUAGCACUCAGCAAAGCUAUCGAGAGUGGAGACACGGACCUUGUGUAUACAGUGGUAACAUACCUGAAGAAUGAGAUGAACAGAGGAGACUUCUUCAUGACUCUUAGGAACCAGCCUGUGGCCCUUAGCCUCUAUAGACAGUUCUGUAAGCAUCAGGAACAGGAUACACUGAAGGAUCUCUUUAAUCAAGAUGACGAUCACCAGGAACUGGGCAAUUUCUACGUGAAAGCUAGUUACAAAGAAAAGAGGCUGGAGGCUCGAAUGUCUUUAUUACAAAGUGCAGUAGAUGAGUACAACAAGGCCAAGAAUGAGUUUGCUGCCAAGGCCACAGAGGAUGAGAUGCGUCUGUUGCGUUUCCAGAGGAAGCUAGAGGAGGAUAAAGGCGAGUACCUCCUGGGUUUCUCUCUGCAUGACACUCUGAGCACCCUGCUGUCUCUGGGUCUGCACAAGCUCGCCGAGCAGCUCUACAAGGACUUCAGAGUGCCUGAUAAGAGGUAUUGGUGGCUGAAGCUGACAGCACUGGCUGAUAAAGCAGACUGGGAGGAGCUCGAGAAAUUUGCCAAAAGCAAGAAAUCACCCAUUGGCUACAUGCCCUUUGUUGAAGUGUGCGUGAAACGGAACAACAAAUUCGAGGCCAAGAAAUAUGUGUCGAAAGUCACACCAGAGCAGAGGGUCAAAGCCCACCUGGCAGUAGGUGAUUUGGAAGGGGCAGCAGAUGCAGCUAUUGAGAGGAGGAACGAGGGAGAGAUCAGCACUGUCCUGUCUCGCUGUACUCCCGCCACAGACCGCACGCUGGUAGAGCGUCUUAACCGCGCCAAGGCCACUGCCACCAAAAAAUGAGCCAGAACAUAAUGUGACUUUGCCCGUUGCCAAAUAGUGAUCAGAUCAGUGCUCUCCCCAUUUUCUGCUCGCAGUGUUCUGAGCUCUUGUAAUGACGUUUCAUUAGAAAAUGCGCUUAAUGGAAGACCGUUCCGGGAGCUCUGUGGAUUAAUAUAGGCGAUAAAGAGAAUGAGAACAAGCCCUCAAGCUGUUUCAUUCCAUCUAUUAUCAAAUUUUUACUAAAACUGCAGUUACUUCAUACUUACUGUACUUAAUGUGAUUAUGAUUUAAUGCUCAGCUUUAUUUUUAUUCUGAACCAUCCUUCUUUAUGUUUGUAUAAAUUAAUUUUCUGUAUGCUUUCAUGUUUAUAUUUAUAACUUGGAAUGCAAUUAACUGUCUAAUUAAACAGUAACAGUGUUUCAUUGUGAAAUGAUUUCAUGCUGAUGUUGGAAGUAUGUUAGUUUUUCCCCCGUAAUAUUAAAAUUAUGAUACGGAAUCACA
Pangasianodon hypophthalmus (striped catfish) is the source of this 3146-nucleotide messenger RNA. It is a transcript of the gene vps16, whose product is annotated as VPS16 core subunit of CORVET and HOPS complexes. Lineage: Eukaryota; Metazoa; Chordata; Actinopteri; Siluriformes; Pangasiidae. The coding region runs from base 159 to 2666 and encodes 835 amino acids. Gene Ontology annotation, molecular function: actin binding. The record is from RefSeq and is a predicted model, not a curated record. Gene Ontology annotation, biological process: intracellular protein transport; endosomal transport; vacuole fusion, non-autophagic. The transcript is spliced from 22 exons. Gene Ontology annotation, cellular component: endosome; HOPS complex; lysosomal membrane.